Sabethes cyaneus is the source of this 2751-nucleotide messenger RNA. RefSeq names its product UDP-glycosyltransferase UGT5-like. Bases 753 to 2324 code for a protein of 523 amino acids. NCBI's taxonomy places the organism in Eukaryota, Metazoa, Arthropoda, Insecta, Diptera, Culicidae. The record is from RefSeq and is a predicted model, not a curated record. Gene Ontology annotation, molecular function: UDP-glycosyltransferase activity. The transcript has 5 exons.
CUCGAACAGUGAACAGCUAGCAAAAGCAAAAGGAAAUAAGUGAAUGAAAAGUAAACGUUGGUCUCCAUAGUAGUUAGUAUUAGGAAACCAGUUCAACAGCUGAUUGGGCCGACACAGUGACGAAAAAGUGCCAACUUUAAGUGCCUUAGUAUGCGAAGGCAGUGAAGUGUUAGGAGCAUUAAUCUCGCGACGCAAGGCCUUACUCGGAGUGUCGAAACGUUUUUCUUUGAGAGGUCAUUUAACUUAUAAGGUUCAGUCAGGCAUCUCUCGGCUAUUGCCAUGCGGGCGCUCUACGAAGAAAUAGCUUGCCUUGGUAUGCAUCCGUAGAAUCUUCAUUCAACAUCGCAAGUACCUAGUGUAUAGUGCCGACAGCAACCGACACGCUCAGCACCAAUCAGUGAAAACGUGAUUUCCAAUUCAGACUAAAGUGAGACUGAUUUGUUCGCGUCAUCACCCGGCAAGGCAAAUAACCACCGGCCCAUCCCACGAAAGUAUUAGCAAAUUCAAGCAACUAGCUACUGAGAGUGAUCUGAUUCGGUGUAUACAUAUAUAGCAAUGAAUACCAGUUGAAUUUAACAAUCGAAUUUUUGCAAUCAAGACCAAUCGAGAAGAAUUGGACCCACUGUGUGAGGGGUCAAAAGUGUAUAGAAUAUCAACAAGCUGAACGAGAAUAAGACAGGUUGCAGUGAGAACAAUCAAUCGUUUGAGUACUUAGUUUAGCAUAUUAGCUCCCGUUCACGAAGUGUGUAACAAUGGCCGCGAGUAAACUAUUUAGAAUUAUUUUUAUUCUGACAGCAUCUAUUGUCAGUAUAGACAGUGCCAAAAUUUUAGCAAUUUUCCCGGUGCCUUUCAAAGAACAUCAGCUUUUGUAUAGGCCAAUGAUCGAAUCUCUGGCCGAUAAGGGACACGAUAUUACGUUAUUAACUACGGAUCCAAUCGAUUUGCGGAAAACCGGAAAAGGAUCACUUACGCACAGGCUAGAGCAAAUUGAUUUGGGAUUUGUCUACAAUUUGCCCAUUCUAGAAGAUUUUCAUAAAGAUAACCUUGACGCCAGAGAUAUGCUGCAGAAUGUGUUCAAUGUGAUGAGAAAAAUUUCCGAAGCUGAAUUACAGCAUCCUCUAGUGCAGGACCUGAUUCUGGGCAAUGCCCGGUUCGACGUGGUUAUAGUCGAAUGGUCUGGAAUAAGCUUGAUGAAUGCAUUCGCCUAUCGUUUCAAUGCUCCGCUGGUCGGAGUUGCUAACGGCGGCGCAUAUAUCAAUGCCCACGAAGCGCUCGGAAAUCCUAACCAUCCGAUCGGAUAUCCGAGCAUUUUUAUGCCGUUCUCAGAAGACCUCAGCCUGCCGCAGCGGAUUUCCAGCGUACUUUUCACCAUCUGGUACCGUUUCUAUUACUACGCCAGAGAAAUCCCAAAGCAGAAUAUGAUCGCCAGCGCAAUAUUCGGCCCGGAAGUACCGGAUCUGUUCGAGAUCGAACGGCAAGCUGAUCUACUUCUGAUUAAUUGCUAUCAAGCGCUCGGUAAUGUACGCCCUGUGGGACCAACGACCGUGUAUCUCGGGGGGAUUCAUCAGAAUCACAAUGUAGCCGAGGAAAUGCCAUAUGACCUAUACCAGUUCCUGGAGCAAUCACCGGAACCAAUCGUGUAUGUUAACCUUGACCCCGCUGCCGAUGAAUGGAGACAGGAUAAAAUCGUUAAAGCACUGGAAAAACUGGAUGCUACCGUCGUUUGGAACUGGAAUAGUGGCCAAUUUAUCAACACCACGUCGAGAAUUUAUCAGUCGUUUAAUUUGCAGCAGGAGCAGAUUCUCGCUCAUCCGAAGGUCAAACUAUUCAUCACUAGCGGCGGUCAACGGAACAUUGAGGACGCAAUCCACAAUCGCGUUCCGGUUUUCGGUAUCAGCCAUUCGAGCUCGCCUGAACACUAUCUACGUCAGGUUGCCAAAUAUGAGAUCGGAAUUAUCUCGUUGAUUGACUUCGAAACGCAGGCGACAAUCGUCGAAAAAUUGCAGGAUGCCUUUCUAACAGAUGUUUACCAAUCAAACAUAGACCAGCUCAACCGCAUGCUCGCGGACCAGCCGAUGAGCUCGCUUGACCGCGCAGUCUGGUGGAUUGAAUACGUUGUGCGCCACGGUGGUACUAGGCACCUGCGUGCACCGCAACUCUCGUGGUUCCAGUACUUGAUGCUAGAUGUCACACUGAUGGUUGCCGUCCUAGCUACCGUGGCGAUCUGGCUGAUUACCUAUCUACUUAGUCGUGCCAUACGUUACUCCAAGAGUUUGCCGUUCGAAAUGGUAACGCGUGGCAGCAGAAAAUGCAAACUCACCUGAGCCAAACGUGAGCGGGAGAAUGUGAAAGCAGCAUGUUUUCUUGGGUAACUAACUGCCCAGCUGUUUGGGAGCUUUAAAUAGCUCUAGGCGUAUAUUACGUGUUUCUUCGGACAACGGGUUAAACUCCACUCCCUCUGUUUGUACAUAAUUGAAAAGAACACCAAAAAUGUAUAAGUGUAGAUUUCAAUAAGCGACAUCCUUCGUACUGUUAGUGUAAGAAAUUAGUAAUAUGUCUUAUCUUACAGGUAUUUAAGUAUACCAAAUGUGAUAUUAGAAUUACGACAACAACGUAUAACAAUGCAAUAAUAAAUUACUAAUCGCCGCGUAAAUGAAAUUUAUUUAUUUCGUCCUUCUAAAACACAGUAAGUUUAAUUUUUGUCAUGGUUAGAAAAAAGUAUGAAGGUUUGUACUUAGGGCCACGAACGUU